AUGUUAUCGGUCGCCGCCCGCUCGGGUCCUUUUGCGCCCACCCUGUCGGCCACGGCGCGCGGGGUGGCGGGCGCUCUGCGGCCCCUCGUACAGGCCUCCGUGCCCGCCACCUCGGAGCCAACUGUGCUGGAUCUGAAGCGGCCCUUCUUGUCCCGGGAGUCGCUGAGUGGGCAGGCCGCGAGCCGGCCUUUGGUCGCCUCUGUGGGCCUCAAUGUACCCGCUUCUGUUCGUUAUUCCCACACAGACAUCAGAGUGCCUGACUUUUCUGAUUACCGUCGUGCCGAAGUAUUAGACAGUACAAAGUCUUCAAAAGAAAGCAGUGAGGCCAGAAAAAGCUUCUCCUAUUUGAUAACUGCCACAACUACUGUGGGUGUCGCAUACGCUGCCAAGAAUGUCGUUUCCCAGUUUGUUUCCAGCAUGAGUGCUUCGGCAGAUGUGCUGGCCAUGUUGAAGAUUGAAAUCAAGUUAUCUGAUAUCCCAGAAGGCAAAAACAUGGCCUUCAAGUGGAGAGGCAAACCCCUGUUUGUGCGUCAUCGAACCCAGAAGGAAAUUGAACAGGAAGCUGCAGUUGAAGUGUCCCAACUGAGAGACCCCCAGCAUGAUUUAGAUCGUGUGAAGAAGCCUGAGUGGGUUAUUCUGAUAGGUGUUUGCACUCAUCUUGGUUGUGUACCUAUUGCAAAUGCAGGAGAUUUUGGUGGCUAUUACUGCCCUUGCCAUGGGUCACACUAUGAUGCAUCUGGCAGGAUCAGGAGGGGCCCUGCACCUCUCAACCUUGAGGUUCCUUACUAUGAGUUCACCAGUGAUGAUCUGGUUGUGGUUGGUUAG
Messenger RNA from Elephantulus edwardii (Cape elephant shrew), 825 nucleotides. Its product is annotated as cytochrome b-c1 complex subunit Rieske, mitochondrial-like. The transcript has 2 exons. The coding region runs from base 1 to 825 and encodes 274 amino acids. Gene Ontology annotation, biological process: mitochondrial electron transport, ubiquinol to cytochrome c. Gene Ontology annotation, cellular component: membrane. NCBI's taxonomy places the organism in Eukaryota, Metazoa, Chordata, Mammalia, Macroscelidea, Macroscelididae. Gene Ontology annotation, molecular function: 2 iron, 2 sulfur cluster binding; quinol-cytochrome-c reductase activity. The record is from RefSeq and is a predicted model, not a curated record.